UGUCUCUGUCCUCGGUUCUGAUAAUAUUAAUGUCAAGAUGGCGACGGGAGUCAUCAGAACCUUCCGUCUCUCGGCCACUCCCUCCUGCUAUCUACCCAUGAUCCUCCAGCAUUCCCCCAUGGAUGAGGAGGAAGAGGAGAGGGAGGAAGAGGAAGAGGAGGAGGUAAGUCCUUAUAACUUUUUAAACGUCUGACCUUUAUCUCUGAUAUUAAAGGUGUCGUAUUGAUUUGAUAAAAUAAAUGAUUAUUGUUAAUAAUAUUAUUAUUAGGAGAGGGAGGAAGAGGAAAGUGAUGAGGAGGAGGAAGCUUUCUCAAGCCCCGCCCCUUGCUCGUCAGAUCUGACCAAUCAGCUGCUUCGGUUCGCUGACACCAUCAGCCGGGACGUCAUGCGGUAUUUCGGCUGUCGCCGCGACGACCCGGACGCCCGUGACAUCUACGGCGACGACGACGACGACCGCGUCUCCACGGCGACGAGCGGACGACGGCGUUACUACGACGACCUGGUUAGGAUGGCAACGGGAAGCCCGGAGUCCGUGUCUAGGGCCGACAGUCGCCGUGUCGCCGGGGGCGACGGAAGUCUUGGUCCGUUGGCCGAGUUGUUUGACUGUCGGAUAGGUCGGAGUCGGGGACAAUGUCGUCCAAUGAACAAGAGACACCUCCCUCUCAGCUUCUGGAACGAGCCAAUCCCCUGCCUCCCUGUGGACACGCUCAUUAGCGCUGACAACACACGCACACACCACAACGUGCACUCACACGACAACGUGCACUCACACCCGGACUUCAGUGACCUGCUGGCUUACUGGGACCCCAAUCCUGACGUCACACACACACCGACCACACACACACCGACCACACACACCGACCACACACACAUACAGACACCGAUCUGACGGCGACACACUGAGUUCUGUUUAACAACGCUGGACGGUUGUGUUGUAAUUAUUGUUGUAAUUGUAAUUGUGUUUUAUUUAGUUAUCGAUCAGGUUUGUCUCAUUGAAUCUGAAUUUGGAAAGAGACAUUUGAACUGUGAGGGGUGAAGAUGUAUGAAU
Messenger RNA from Salmo salar (Atlantic salmon), 1048 nucleotides. The record is from RefSeq and is a predicted model, not a curated record. Lineage: Eukaryota; Metazoa; Chordata; Actinopteri; Salmoniformes; Salmonidae.